AAGGCUGAUAAGAGGUCAACAUUUACGCAACCCCAAAAUACUAGUGACAGUACUAGUGCAUCUACAUCAUCUGCAGUACCGGUAACAGAAGACAGGAGGAGUAGCACGUUGAACAUGCCUCCUCCAGUUAAAGUGCCCAGUAAAAGCUCCUCAGGACAGGACAGACGAGGGACAUACACUGUUCCCACUGUUCCCACCACUGUACCUGUACCUAUUGUAGUUUUGAACAAAUUACCAUGUGAGGAAAGGAGAGGCACAUAUACUGUUGCAGCUACGGUGGAAGAAGUUCCGGAGAAACGUGCGAGUCUGAUGGACUUGGUGGCUGAGCACAAACGGAGAUCCCAAGAUCCAACAGGACAAGAAAGCCGCCUUUCAACUGAGCCUACCACUAACACCGAGACAUCAGCAACCACCAUGCCUGAAGAGAUGGAAGCGACUGAUGACACCUACACAGAACAGGACAUGGACCUAACUGCAGUUCCUGCUACUGUCAUAAACACAGAGGAAGCUAAACAGAAGGAAGAUGCUUCUCAGAAGACAGAUACUCGCAAACCUGUUGACAAGGAUGCAGAUAGAAGUGCGGUCCCGGCAAAAGGAAAAACAGGUCAGAAGGAUUUGAACCAGUCUGGAUGCAAGCCUGUGAGAAGAGUGAAGAAAAAGAAAGCCAGCAAACUGCCGACAUUUGUCAAAUCAACAAAAACCACUGCAGAAAGAAGGGAGGAAGCAGAAAAAGAUGGGCAAGAUGUCCAGGAAGAAGCUAGAACAACUCAGGAAGUCCCCAUGCAGGAGGAGUCAGAGAGAGCCCCGGAAGUGUCGGAAGUGUUUGAUGCAGAUGAUGCAGAUGAUGAAACUGUGCCUAAAUCAUUGUGGACCGCUGAACAGACCAUCCCAGAAAACAGCGUGUGCAGCCAAAUAUCUUCCCAUGCCGACGACUCUGAUGACAAUUUUGUCAACAAGAGAGGCAAGAAGGCAACCCGAAGGAUCGUGUCAACAGACAGUGAGAGUGAAAUCGACAGGGACAUGAUCACUGGAGCCGAAUCAUCUGAGAACGAAUCUCGUCCCGACUUUGGUACAAAGAAAAAGAAGCAGAAAGGUGUGAUGGAGAGAAAUGUCAAAGUCUCGACCAAGAUGACAAAGAAGGGGUUGGUGGUGCAGAGCACAAGCACGAAGACUUCUGCUAAGGACGUGGAAGAAACAACAGCAGAGAAAAGCCAGGAGAACAGGGGACGAGAGAGUGUCUCAGUGUUUGAUCUGUCUUCAGGGGACAUGUUCAGCGACCCAUCCCCACUCACACUGAAGCCUGUUGUAUCCAGGGGUCACACAUCACAAGAGGACGACGGCAAACAGUCACAAUCCCGGGGAGGGAAGCCCAAAAAGCAGGUGAAGUUAAAAAGGAAACAGGGCACCAGUUCUGCAAACAAGAAAAAGCAAGACGUCCUGGUGAUGGAGUCAGACUCCUCUGAUGAGGAAGACAAAGAAGACAAUCAUACAAGAAGAGGGAAGACAUCAAAGACUCAUAAAGACAUUCCUUCAAUCCCAGAAAGCACAAGCACGAAGACUUCUGCAAAGGGCGCCAGCAAGAAAAAGCAAGACGUCCUGGUGACGGAGUCAGACUCCUCUGAUGAGGAAGACAGGGAAGAAAAUCAUACAAGAAGAGGGAAGACAUCAAAGACACUUAAAGACAUUGCUCCAAUCCCAGAAAGCCCUGGCAGCUUGCAGGAACACAAUGCAAGAAAGGUAACAGGAAGAAGGAAUGCAGACAGACAAAGCGAUGAAGGACAUGUUGUUAGACCCAGAAGAAGGACGGCUGCUGUAAAGUAUUUCCCAAGUGACUCCGAAUCAGACGAUGAUUUCUGUCAGAGCAGGAAGUCCAAACAACGGAAGUCUACCAGAAGGAGUAGCAGCUAUUCCCUCUCCGAGGAGGAAGAAAACACAGGCACACGGAUGCCCCUGCGACGGACCCCCCAGAGGUUGCUUCAGAGCGCAGAGAAGGGAUCCCUGUCAGCCAGACACGGACGGGUGUACCAGGAUUCAUCAGACAAUGAUGCGACAACACCGCAAGUGGAGCGAGCAUCGUCCAAGAGACGGGCUUUCCAGGAUGUGGGUAACACUCCACAGGAGCACAGUGACAGUACAGGCACUAAAAGCACCAAAACCACUCCACAAACGGGCCCCAAGGGUCAGAAAAAGAGGACCUUUUCUUCCCUGGGUAGUUGCGAUGAGACUCAGGAUGAGGAGCAAAGUCAGAAUGAAAACGGUGAAGACCCGUCGGCUGGAGGGGCUAAGAGGGCUCGUCGGGCUCGUCAACAAGUCAGCUACAAAGAGCCAAACCUCCAUAGCAAGUUGAGACGAGGCGACCCCUUGACUAUCAAGUUUGGGGACUGGUCACCCCAGAAAAAUAAACACAAGUCAUGGAAAAAACUCAGCAAGUGAUUCACAGAGUGUCCCCUUAGUCCAUCAAGAUCAAGAUUUGCCAGUGCUACAUCAAGUUUGCUUAUUUGCUGAAUUGAUUUGUAAAUGCAACAGAAAGUUUUCUGUAAUGUAAUGUAGUAAGUGUAGUAUGGCCUAUAGAUUUGUCUUUUCAAGGCAGAACCUCAACUUUUGAGUUAAGGGUGUUAUUGUUAGGACACAGUUAGUGUUUAUUGGUGCCCUUUGUUUUCAUUUUUGCGAUGUAGCUAUGUGUUACUGUUAGUGCUAUUUUUUAGAACAUUUAAAAUUUAAAACAUUUUACAACCAAUUAUUGUUCUCUUAAACUUGUUCUGUAUAUAUAGUCCAAGACAUAGUUUUAAGAAUGAAUCAGUUGCUGUCUUUUGCUGUCAUUUCAAAUAUAAAAGUAAAAGAAGUCACAGCUAGUUUGAAAAACAUUUCUUCUUGAAGUAGCAUUGUUUUACUUUACUUCCUUCUGGUAAUAUUUGGACCAGAAAUGUUAAGAUUGCCUUGGGUUCUUUUGUACUACAGGCAGGGAUACUGAAAAAUUAGUUUUUUUACCCUAUUUCCUUUUCAACUUGUGUUCAGUAAAAACACCAAAGCACAGAAAUAAAUAGAUUGAUGGAAAUAAAUAGAUUGAUACAAAAAUCAUUUAUUCAUUGCAGUAGAACCUGUAGUCAUUCAUUUACGUUGCUUCCUUAGCACUUUUGCUAAAUUUUACAAUGUCAACUCCAACGUGUACAAUUCAGUUCACUAGAAUACCACAUGGUUACAUUGUAGAUAAAACACCUAACUUCUGCUUUAGGUGAAUUGUAGCCGCUUGAAUACUAGUAAUGCAUCUCAGUGUACUUUUUAACUUAUUGCAAAUAAAUGUUGCAAACAAAACC
Branchiostoma floridae (Florida lancelet) is the source of this 3314-nucleotide messenger RNA. RefSeq lists its product as uncharacterized. Gene Ontology annotation, cellular component: nucleus; chromosome, centromeric region. The coding region runs from base 115 to 2433 and encodes 772 amino acids. The record is from RefSeq and is a predicted model, not a curated record. Gene Ontology annotation, biological process: meiotic chromosome segregation. Lineage: Eukaryota; Metazoa; Chordata; Leptocardii; Amphioxiformes; Branchiostomatidae. The transcript is spliced from 6 exons.